Messenger RNA from Frankliniella occidentalis (western flower thrips), 1108 nucleotides. RefSeq names its product probable tRNA(His) guanylyltransferase (gene THG). The record is from RefSeq and is a predicted model, not a curated record. The transcript is spliced from 2 exons. Lineage: Eukaryota; Metazoa; Arthropoda; Insecta; Thysanoptera; Thripidae. The coding region runs from base 15 to 1049 and encodes 344 amino acids. Gene Ontology annotation, molecular function: tRNA guanylyltransferase activity; magnesium ion binding. Gene Ontology annotation, biological process: tRNA modification.
AUUGUGUUUUGUGUAUGAACUCUAUAGUUUGGCAGACAUUCCUUUGUAAAAGUUCAUUCAUGGGAGUAAUCAGAUCCAAAGUUUCCUACUUGUUCCAUCAAAUUGGUCUCAAUCGAAUUUUCUUUCACAGCUGCAAAUUGUCUACUUCUUCAAUCAUGGCAAAAAGCAAAUAUGAAUAUGUUAAAACAUUUGAGCAAGAUGAUAGGAUUUUACCCAACACUUGGAUCGUGGUGAGAUUGGACGGAAAGAAUUUCACUCGCUUUUGUGAGAAACAUCAUCUUGAGAAGCCAAAUGAUAUGCGGGCGCUACAACUAAUGAACAAAUGUGCAACAGUUGUAAUGCAAGAAUUCCGAGAGAUAAACUUAGCUUACGGUCAAAGUGAUGAGUUUAGUUUUGUAUUCCGCAAGGACGCAACGAUUUAUAACCGUCGUGCUGCCAAGAUUCUGACGAAUGUCAACUCGCUCUUUGCCUCGUCGUACGUCUUCUUUUGGAAUAUGUUCUUUAGUGAUAGAAAGUUAAUGUAUCCACCAACUUUUGAUGGAAGAGUUGUACUGUACCCUAGUGAUACUAAUUUGAGAGACUAUCUCAAUUGGCGACAAGCAGAUGUACAUGUCAACAAUUUGUACAAUACUACCUUUUGGAUGCUUGUACUCAAACAGAACUUAACAAAUAGCCAGGCAGAGGAACGACUUCGUGGUACAUUGUCAUCGCACAAAAAUGAAAUCCUAUUUUCAGAAUUCAAAAUAAAUUAUAACAAUGAACCAAUAAUGUUCCGGAAAGGGACAAUUUUGAUGAGAAAAUCAGUUCACAUUCCGCCGCCAGAUGGGAAACGGAAGCAAGUUGUACUCCCAUUUCACUGUGACAUGUUUUCUGACACAUUUUGGCAAGAACAUCAUGAGAUUUUGGGAUGUACUGGCGUACAGGUUUACACUGGAGAUACCUCUGAUAAAAUAAAUGAACUAAGUAAUUUAACUAUCCAAGAAACCUCUGUAAGUGCCCCUGAUGAAGACUCGGGUAAUGGUGAUCAAUUUCCGAUUAAAGAAAGCUAGUAUUCUUGUCUGAAUAUAACAGACAGCUUAAUAAAUGCUGUUAGCACAGGUAAAAUAAA